AUGGCGGGAUCCAAACCCCCCAAUGGCAAGAAUCUCGUCAGCAAACCACCCUCCACGGCGGCACAAACCUACCUCAUCUGCUACAACACCCUCUCCUUCACCCUCUGGGCCACCAUAACCAUACGACUGAUAUUCCUCCUCGCCCGCCUCGUUCCCACUGGCCAUGUCGCGCACAUCUUCGAUGACCUAUUCCCGCUCCUUCUCUUCACGCAAUCCCUCGCCUUGCUGGAAAUCUUACACGCGGUCGUAAGGCUCGUGCGUGCAUCCCCUAUCACGACGGCGAUGCAGGUUGGCAGCCGUAUUCUAGUCGUCUGGUUUGUUAUGUUCUUUUUCUCGGUGGAUAGGAUUGGGAAGGAAAAGGGGGUUGUAGGCGCUACGAGUACGGAGCCUGGGUGGAAACUGGCCGAUUGGAUGGUUGUUGGCUGCUUGAGCGCUUGGGGGAUUACGGAGUGUAUUCGAUAUGGAUAUUUUGUGGUGCAGGUUUUGGGUGUUGCAAUGCCGCGAUGGUUGCUUUGGUUGAGGUAUAAUACUUUCUUCGUCCUCUAUCCAAUUGGUAUUACGAGUGAGUGUACAUUGAUUUACAAGGCCAUUACGCCGGCGUGGGAUAUUCAACCCCUGGUUGCGUGGUUUUUUAGUUUGAUACUGGUUAUCUACGUGCCUGGCUCAUUCAUUCUGUAUACGCAUAUGAUGUCUCAAAGGAGAAAGGUAUUUAAAGCCUCCAAGAAGGCUGACUGA
Messenger RNA from Blastomyces gilchristii SLH14081, 735 nucleotides. RefSeq names its product 3-hydroxy acyl-CoA dehydratase. The record is from RefSeq and is a predicted model, not a curated record. Gene Ontology annotation, biological process: fatty acid elongation; very long-chain fatty acid biosynthetic process; sphingolipid biosynthetic process. Gene Ontology annotation, molecular function: 3-hydroxyacyl-CoA dehydratase activity. Gene Ontology annotation, cellular component: endoplasmic reticulum membrane. The transcript is spliced from 3 exons. NCBI's taxonomy places the organism in Eukaryota, Fungi, Ascomycota, Eurotiomycetes, Onygenales, Ajellomycetaceae. Bases 1 to 735 code for a protein of 244 amino acids.